Messenger RNA from Meloidogyne enterolobii, 360 nucleotides. NCBI's taxonomy places the organism in Eukaryota, Metazoa, Nematoda, Chromadorea, Rhabditida, Meloidogynidae. The record is from the annotation of a GenBank genome assembly.
GUCUCACCACAAAUGAAUGACGACGUAUUUAACCACGCUCAUCCUUCAAAAUGUCCCUUUACCCCUAUAUUGGAAGCAAUUUCACUUGUCCUUUUACAUCUUUUUCAUUUUUUUCUCGCCUUUAUCCCCCCCCCUUUCAACACUCAAAAGCUUGUUCUCAGCUUGGUGACAACCGAAAGAGACAGCUGUUUUGAUGUAAAAAAGAGGGGAAGAAUUUGUUUGUGCCUUUCUGUUCUUCCUUCCGUUUCUUCUUCCUUUUUUCCUUUUCUCUUCCUUAAACAACAAAUUUUCUGUACCGAAACAAGUGCCGCUGUUCAAAUGAGCAUUUUGAAGCCUGUCUAUGGAUUUUGCUUAGACUAA